GGGGACGAUCGCGCGCCCUCUUUGGUUUCACGUUUUCCACUCACGGGAGGAGAGAGCAUGGCAAUAUGUUCUAGUUAUUAAAUAUAUCCAAUUUUAUUUAUUUAUUUUACUGUGCUGGUGUGUGUGUGUGUUCAGUGUUUCGCGUGUGUGUGCGUGUGUGUGUCUAUGUAAAAUGUAGCAAAAUGCAUCGACGCCAGCAGAACAAGUACCAGCGGGAAUCUAACGACGAUUGCAGUGACAGCAAUAACAACACCAGCAGGAGCAGCAGAAACAACGGCUGUCAUCAUCGCCUCUUCCUGUGCUUUUCCAAGGCUGUGCAACAAUUCAUAGAUCUCUGCAACAAUCUUUGUGCCACAGCAGCAGCAGCAGGGACUUUGACAGCAUCCACAUCCACGUUAUCAGCAGCCUCUGCUUCUGUCUCUGCCUCCUCCACAGCCUCCGCCAGUGGCACACAGCCGCCACUGGCCUUUACAGCGCCACCAACGGAAGCUGCCACAGCAGGAGCGAUAGCAGGAGGAGGAGAAGGGCCAGUACCCAUCUUCAGGCGAAACAUUUCACACACCACAGCCGUCAAGUUUUUGUACGCCCGUAAAUUCGAUAUACCACGAGCCGUGUCGCUCUACGAACAGCAUGAGCAGAUCCGCCAGAAGGAGUAUCUCUACAACAUCGAUCCGGAUGUGGAGCCGCUGCGCUCCGAGCUGCAGACUGGGAAAUUUACAAUCCUCCCCGCCCGGACCUCCAGUGGAGCGGCGAUUGCAUUGUUCACCGCCAAUCGACACAGUCCGUUGAGCGUGGGCCAUACGACGACGCUGCAGGGGAUCGUUUAUCAACUGGACAGCGCCCUGCAGGACACGGAGACGCAGCGUGCGGGACUGGUGUUUAUAUACGACAUGAGCGGCUCCAAGUAUUCAAACUUUGACUACGACCUCUCACAGAAGAUACUCACCCUGCUAAAGGGUGGCUAUCCGGCGCGUCUGAAGAAAGUCCUGAUCGUGACGGCGCCGCUGUGGUUCAAGGCCCCCUUCAAGAUCCUGCGCCUGUUCGUGCGCGAGAAGCUGCGCGAACGAGUGUUCACUGUAUCGGUGCCGCAGUUGGGCCUGCACGUGCCGCGCAAGGCGCUGCCCCUGCAUCUGGGCGGCACGCUGGAAAUCGAUCACGCCACAUGGUUGCUGAGUUGCCGCCAAUCGAUGACGAAUCGUGAGGACGAACUGCUUGCCAAUAUCACAGUGGGCACAGUCACUGGAGUCACCGGAGUCGCUGGAGUUACCGGAGUCACUGGUGUCCCAGGUGCGGCAGCUGUGGCAGCAACCACCAAUGGCAGUAGCAGUGGCAGUGGCAGUGGCACCGGCAGUGGAACUGCUGCUGCUGCUGCAGCUGCAACCAUCAUAAGCGCCGUCCAUCAGCUGGCGGACAACAACACCACCGUGGUGACUGUCAGCAACGGUGAGGCCAGCAACGAUGCCACCGCCACCUCUGGGGGCAGCAUAGAGCCCAACGAGAACAUCACAAUCAAUGGCCUCAGUCCAAGUCAUCGCGGGAGCGGCAGUGCUGCCACUGGCGGCGGUGGCAGUGCUGCCCCUGGCAGCGGCGGCGGCACAUCACCCCUCAAGCUCAACACCAGCGGCGUUCCCUUGGACGGCGGUGGCAUCCCCAAAGCCGCCACCAUAGGCUUGGGAGCCCCCACUGCGACAGGACCAGGAGCUGGCACUGUGGCAGGAUUGGCGGUACGGGCCACGGGCGGCGGCCCUGGUGCUGAGGCCACCAAUGGCGGAGAGUUCUGGUCGGAGAAUCCUCCCAGCAGCGCCUCGUCGGGCUUCAGCGACGACGACAGUCUGGCCGGCCAGGAGGGCGAUCCCAAGCCCAUCGAGCAGAUUGUGCAGAUGGUGAUGCAGCGGGGACGCCACGGACUGGUAAAGGAGUAUACGGACAUUAGGAACAGGACGCCCGACGGCACCUUCCUACAUGCGCGAAUGCGCGCCAACCUGACCAAAAACCGAUACACAGAUGUCCUCUGCUUCGAUCACAGUCGAGUGGUGCUGGCACAGGAGGACGGCGUCGAGGAGCUGUCCGAUUACAUAAAUGCGAAUUUUGUCGAUGGCUACAAACAGAAGAAUGCAUAUAUUUCAACUCAAGGUCCAUUACCAAAGACAUCCCAUGACUUUUGGCGCAUGAUCUGGGAGCAACAUUGUUUAGUUAUAGUGAUGACAACGCGCGUGAUGGAGCGCGGGCGUGUGAAAUGCGGCCAAUACUGGGAGCCGACUGAAGAUAGUUCCUUAGAGUACGGCGACUUCCAUGUGCGAACAAUUAGCGUUGAGUGCAACGAGGACUAUACGGUUGCCUCGUUGGAAUUGAGAAACAUAAAGACUGACGAAAUUCGCAAUGUCUCACAUUGGCAGUUCACCAGCUGGCCGGAUUACGGUGUUCCCAGCUCGGCCAUGGCCGUGCUGAACUUCCUCCAGAAGGUGCGCGACAAGCAGGCGGAGCUCGUCGAAGCUUUGGGCGAUACCUGGGCGGGACAUGCGCGCGGUCCACCGAUUGUGGUGCACUGCAGCGCCGGCAUCGGGCGUACGGGAACAUUCAUCACCUUGGACAUUUGCAUAUCGCGUCUGGAGGAUGUGGGAACGGCGGAUAUACGCGGCACCGUGGAGAAGAUACGCUCGCAGCGCGCCUACUCCAUCCAAAUGCCCGAUCAGUAUGUGUUCUGCCAUCUGGCCCUCAUCGAGUACGCCUACUCGCGCGGCAUGCUCCAGACGGUCGAUCUGGCAGGCUUCGAUGAGCGCGAACCGGACUCGGAGUAGGUCGCAGGUCGCAGGUCCUCUUCGAGAAGGAGCAACAAAUAGCAAAUAGAGGGGGAGCAGGAGGAGUACAGAGGAGAGGAACUAAGUAAAGAACGGAAUGGUGCGGAGCGGAGCGGAACGACAGACAAACACACACACAUUGUAUACAGAUUAAUUUUAUGCUUAUAUUCUUCCAAAUUCGGAAUUGUAAUUAUUUUGUUCGUUCGUACUUCGAUGUUUUUCCUGAAAAUAUGUGAAAAUAGGAGAAAGGAUUGCAAGGAAGAGAGAGGGAGAGAGAGAGGAAGAGCGAAAGAGCGGUAGAGGAGUAGAAAGAGUAGAGUAACCAAUUUACGUUAAUGGACUAUAAUUUUUUUUUUAUUAUUAUUAUUGAAAUUAUUAUUAUUAUGACAUACCAAUGCUAUAGCCGAUGUAUAGCGAAAACACACACACAUUUAUAAAUAUAUACAUACAUUAUUUAAAUU
This is a messenger RNA of Drosophila persimilis, 3259 nucleotides long. RefSeq names its product tyrosine-protein phosphatase non-receptor type 9 (gene Ptpmeg2). Gene Ontology annotation, biological process: protein dephosphorylation. The transcript is spliced from 8 exons. The record is from RefSeq and is a predicted model, not a curated record. Lineage: Eukaryota; Metazoa; Arthropoda; Insecta; Diptera; Drosophilidae. The coding region runs from base 183 to 2798 and encodes 871 amino acids. Gene Ontology annotation, molecular function: protein tyrosine phosphatase activity.